AUGAGCGAGAAGGACGCAGAUCUACUGAAAACUACAGGGGUCAAGAAGAAAGCUGCCCCUACCGGUACAAAGACCUAUAUUCUCCGGUCCUUCCUCGAUACUGCGCUCAUAGAACAGGCAUGCGCGCCCGACGCUGAGAUCCGUGAGAUCGAGCAAAAGGAGCACGUCGAUGAGAACGAGGAGUUUGCCGAGGACGACAACUCCGUCGGUCAACGGUCGACCGGAAGCAUCUUCUCAUGGCACGCCUCGGACCAGCUUGCGGCAACAGGCAUUCUAUACGUCGUCCUCGCGCUCAUCCUCGUCGAAGGACGCGUGGUCAGCGACGGUGACCUGCGCGCAAUGCUCAAACGCCUCCAACUGCCCGCUAGCGCUGCGGUCCCGCUGAACAGCCAAGCGACGAACGGCCAAUCGCUCACAAUCGACGCGUACCUCGCGCAGCUGACCCGCCAAGGCUACCUCGAGAAGCUACACGUCGGUACUGCCGCUGCAGUGAAGGGCGGGCAGAAGCGCGCCCGCGCGACGCAGGCCCCUACCGGGGGCGAUGACCAUUUGCAUGCAUUCGAGUGGCGGUGGGGCGCGCGGGCGCUGACGGAGGUGGGAGAGAGGGGCAUCGCGCAGUUCGUUGCGGAGUUCAUGGAGAGUCAGCCUGGGCACGGGGAGGAAGAGGACGAGGAGGAAGAUGCGGUGGGGGCGGGGAGGGACGAGGGCACGCAGCGGCGGGUGCAGGUGAUAUUCAAGGGGAUCGAGCGGGCUGCUGCUGGGGGGCAGUUGUUAGAGGCGAGGUGA
This is a messenger RNA of Dichomitus squalens LYAD-421 SS1, 786 nucleotides long. RefSeq lists its product as uncharacterized. The record is from RefSeq and is a predicted model, not a curated record. Lineage: Eukaryota; Fungi; Basidiomycota; Agaricomycetes; Polyporales; Polyporaceae. Gene Ontology annotation, biological process: DNA repair. The transcript is spliced from 3 exons. The coding region runs from base 1 to 786 and encodes 261 amino acids. Gene Ontology annotation, cellular component: nucleus.